Eubalaena glacialis (North Atlantic right whale) is the source of this 1731-nucleotide messenger RNA. It is a transcript of the gene LRRC42, whose product is annotated as leucine rich repeat containing 42. The coding region runs from base 223 to 1509 and encodes 428 amino acids. The record is from RefSeq and is a predicted model, not a curated record. Gene Ontology annotation, molecular function: protein binding. NCBI's taxonomy places the organism in Eukaryota, Metazoa, Chordata, Mammalia, Artiodactyla, Balaenidae. The transcript is spliced from 8 exons.
CCUGCCCAGUCUUCCCCCCGCCCCCGCCGGCCCCGCGGUCCCAAGGCGCAGGUCGCCCCCAGCCCCCUCCCUUCUACCGCACACUCUCUGUCCCACCCUCCCUAGCUUUGUGCCGGGGGCGCGGAGCCGCUUCCCCCCUCAGCCGCGCCGCGGGAGGAGGGAGCCGUCAGCGAGGAGCUGCCGCUGGCUGCCCCAGGCAGGGGCACAGUUGCAACCAAGGCAAUGUCUUACUACCUCAACUCAGAAAACCACCUGGACCCAGGGCCCGUCUACGUGCGAGAAAAUGGGCAACUGCACAUGGUCAAUCUGGCCUUGGAUGGUGUCAGGAGUAGCCUGCAGAAGCCAAGGCCUUUCAGACUGUUUCCCAAAGGCUUUUCGGUGGAGCUUUGCAUGAACAGGGAAGAUGAUACUGCACAGAAAGAGAAGACUGAUCAUUUCAUCUUCACAUACACCCGGGAGGGGAAUCUUCGGUACUCUGCCAAAUCCCUCUUCAGCCUCGUCCUGGGCUUCAUCUCUGACAAUGUUGAUCACAUUGAUUCCCUUAUUGGCUUUCCUGAGCAGAUUGCUGAAAAGCUGUUCUCUGCUGCUGAAGCCAGACAGAAAUUCACAGAGCCAGGUGCAGGGCUGAGGGCUUUACAGAAAUUUACAGAGGCCUAUGGAAGUCUGGUGCUUUGCUCCUUGUGUUUGCGAAACAGAUAUCUGGUGAUUUCAGAAAAACUCGAGGAGAUUAAGUCUUUCCGGGAGCUGACCUGCCUGGAUCUAUCCUGUUGCAAGCUUGGAGAUGAGCAUGAACUUCUAGAACAUCUCACCAAUGAGGCCCUGUCUAGUGUAACUCAACUCCACCUGAAGGAUAAUUGUUUAUCUGAUGCUGGGGUGCGGAAAAUGACGGCACCAGUUCGAGUGAUGAAAAGAGGCCUUGAAAAUCUAACAUUAUUGGAUUUAUCUUGUAACCCUGAGAUCACAGAUGCAGGGAUUGGAUACCUCUUUUCUUUUAGAAAACUAAACUGCUUAGAUAUCUCUGGGACGGGACUCAAGGACGUCAAAGCUGUCAAACACAAGCUUCAGACCCACAUAGGUCUCGUUCACUCCAAAGUGCCUUUGAAGGAAUUUGAUCACAGUAACUGCAAGACAGAGGGCUGGGCUGACCAGAUUGUUCUGCAGUGGGAGCGUGUGACUUCGGAAGCUGUGAAGCCACGAGAAACCUCGGAGCCUGGAACAGCAGCUCAGCAUUUCUAUGGGAAGCGGGCUCGAACAGAAGCCCCAGUGAAGUGUCACCUGGCAGAUGCCCACAUGAACUCUUCUGAGAAACUCCAGUUCUAUAAAGAGAAAGCCCCAGAUUGCCAUGGACCACUGUUGAAACACGAAGCCCUCUCAAGCCAGGAGUCAAAGAAGAGCAAGAAGAGAGCUUUUGAGGAGCCAGAGAAGGAACAGAGCAACUCUUCACAGUCUUCAAAGCAGAAAUAUAUGUGUCUUGCUGUGGAAGACUGGGACUUGUUAAAUUCCUAUUGAUUGGCAGAUAUAAGUUGACAUUUUUUCCCUCCAACUCUGAUGUAUGAGGAAAGGGGGCUGAUGAUGUUUUCCUUUUUGUUUGAAUUUACCUAUGGCAUUAGCAUAGCAAGCGGAUAUUUCUACUUUUGUGGUGGGGGAGGGGAAUGCUAUGGAAGUAUGUAAUAAUUUCUAAUGUAUAUUUUCAAUACAUAGUAAUUUUUUCAAAUAAACGUUUUUGCUGUC